CUGCCCAAUGUCGGAGGUGCCGGUGGCCGCCGCCGGCUCCUGCUUCGAGCCCCCCGCGGCUGGGGAGCCGAGAGGCUGCCGCUGCUCCGCGUCCGAGGGGGACGCGCAGGGCCGCCGCUCACCGUCUGUUCCGCCGCCUGAGACUCCAGAGGAUGAAGAUUCAGCCCCCAAACCAGCAUCUGCAUCCCAGACAGUCACCUCCUCAGAGUCCGAGGCCUCAGAGUGCAGGCCGCAGACUGGAUCACCUGUGAAUGUGCAUGCUGCAGAGGAUUCUAGAAAAAGUGAUGGUACAUCAGAGGACCAGGAAGUGGCCGGACAAGGAGAGAAGCUGGCUGACCAGAUCCAGCCCCCCAGGGAGGAGGCCAUAGUGCGGAUGACCAAGUACCGUGCCCCACAAGGACCAGGGGAUAUAGUCAUGAUACAGUCGGAACACACAGGUGCAGUGGAUGUCCUCUCUGCAGAGCUGGAGACUGCAGACCUCCUUGGUGAGCAGAGAAAAGCUCAGCCUCCUCCUCUGGCUCCACCCUCCACUUGGACCACUUGCAAGAUAAGGGAAUUUAAAGCCAAAAUGGGAAAGGAGAAGAAUGCUCGGUUGGUGGUGAAACGGGGUGAAGUAGUGACAGUCCGAGUGCCAACACACCCAGAUGGGAAGCGUGUUUGCUGGGAGUUUGCUACGGAUGAUUAUGACAUUGGCUUUGGGGUCUAUUUUGACUGGACUCCUGUCACCAGUACUGCCAUUACUGUGCAGGUCAGCGAAUCAAGUGAUGAGGAAGAUGAAGAGGAAGAAGAUGAGAUUGAAGGACUCACCCCGGUUGGAGAUGUGGAGAGGGGCUCUAAAAGCUAUCUACGAAACCGUUAUCGGGAGAUCAUGCCUGUGUACCGAAGGGACAGUCACCGGGAUGUGCAGGCAGGCAGCCAUGACUACCCGGGCGAGGGCAUCUACCUGCUCAAAUUUGACAACUCCUACUCCCUCCUACGUAACAAGACUCUCUUCUUUCAUGUCUAUUACACCAGCUGAAGGAGGGGAGGGAAUGGGGACGGCAGGCAGGUAACACUGCAAAACAGGCUGCCAUCCAGGACUGGCACCCCCUAACUGGCACUGCCCUAUGGCUGAGUCAGAGGCUUGGCUCUCUGCCCUCCUAGGGAUAAGAACAGGUUUUCCCCCAUUCCCUCCCAGCUUACUCACAGGAAAGGGUAGCUGUGGCUGCUCAAUUGUCCAAAGGCAACUCGUCUUGCUCUAAACUUCAGGAAGCUUGCUCUGUGCAGUCAUCAGGCUGGGACUUUUCAUUACAGCCAGUAAAUUAUCCGAGGGCAGAUUCAGGUGGCAGCAGUUUCUUUCUAUUGCACUUGUAUGAACUGAAGCUGAAAUACCCUUUUAUUUAAAUGGAAUACCAGUGGGUAAUUGCCAACCACACUCUGCUAGGAGGCAAAGCCACCUGUACCACAGCCACUCUCCAGCUGAAUCCUGUCUGCAUUGUUGUACUUUACACACUAGCCAAACCUCCAUUAAUCUCUGUGUGGGGAUUCAUCCCUCCAAAUACCUGAGUUGCAGCCUGCAUCCUCUGACCCAUUCAUGGUGGUGUAGUCAUGUCACAAGUGCCAGACCCAAUCACGUGAAACCUUUAUUUUCGAUCCUUGCAGAGGUAAUCAAUAGGAAGAUCUCCCAUAGAAAAGGGAAAGCAGGUGUGGAAGGGGAAGGUGGAUACAGAUCAUCCUGACUUUGGGGAUGUGUAAAAUUCCUGUCACCAACAAAAGUUUCUCUUACCUGUGGGGAAAAUUGAGCUGCAGCCUCUUGUGUUAAUGUAAAACUGUUAACGAUCCCAGGUCAACACACUUUGAAUCUGAAAAAUAUGGGAUCAGUCUUUCCCUUAUAUACCCCCCUGGAGUUAGUGAGUCCCUGAAGUCAUUGCUAACUAACUUGUUGAGGAAUGCAGCUCCCUGACCCACCUCAGGUUAGCAGUGGCAUUAGUGGUCAGCCUCUGCUCAGCCCUUGGCAGGAAUAAGCAAGGAUCACAUUAAUUUGUCAACAGAUGGGUUUUAAAGGGUAUUUAUUUGUAACUCUUCAAGAUUCGAAAUGAGUAUUUAUUUGAUUUUAUUCAAGAACCAUUUCCCUUCAAGGUAGCUGCUGAAUUUGCUCUGUGGUGCCUCUGUUUGGAGUUACUGAGUGACUUUGUGCAUGAUGAUUCUGGUGAAGUUCCAAUCUGACACCUUCCAGAUAUUGCCCUUCUAUGCAGAUAUAGCCCUCGCUGCAAAUGGGGUUAGUGUGGGGGUGUAUAAAGCCAAAGACUUCACUCUCCUAAGAUGCCCAAUAAUUCCCUGGUGAUUCCAUACCUCUUGAUUCAGGCCCUUCUUUUUAUCUGCUCUACCUACUUAAGCACUCGGGAGCAAUGGGUAAGUCAGGGAGGUAAGAGCUGAGGGAGGUGUACCAUUGAGCAGCCCAUGCCAGUCUGCUGCUUCUGUAGUAGUGGGUGCGGAGGACAAGGCAGCAUAGGCUCAGGCACCAACAUGUGCUCUUCUUUUUCAGGAAAGGAAGGAGGCAGGGAGCACAACUGCUGUUCUAAAAAGUAAGGAUGAGGAGCAGGGCAGCUCCUCCUUUAAGGGGCACAGAGGCAAGGAGGGAGCAGCUGCAGCUCUUUUUCCCUUCCCAGGAAGGGAGAGGGGAGUGAAGAGCAGAGUGGCAUGGAUGCCUGCUUCCUCCCCAAACCCUCUUGAAGUGCCAGGGCAGGUACCUUCCUCUUCAGUUGCUUCCUUCCACAACCUCUUCCCCAGGGCCUGAUCAAGGAACCCCUCUUUUACCUUGGCUCUCAACUUCCUAAACGCCAGAUGUGGAGCGGGACCCUGCCCCAUCCCUUAAAUAUUCUGCUUCUGACUGUAAAUCUCCAUGUUCCCCCACCCUGCUAUGUAAUUAAUCAGUGACUGCUAUGCAUUUGGCCUCUUGCUACAUAUUUUGGAGGGUCCUGCAUGCAUCUGAAAGAGGAGAGAUGUGCACUGUCUAGGCCACCAGCCACUGUCUGAAAUAGGACUUAGUAAAUAAGGAAGUCACACCUGACCUGUGUGUAUAGAUACCAGGUAUUCUAGAGACCGCUGAUGUCAUGGAUUCUCAUUUGGAGAGUUCUACUCAGGGCCAGUGUUUUAGAACUGUCUCCAGGAUAAUUUUGUUCCCCUUUAGCCAAUCAGACUGGUUCCUUUCUAGGUAAUUGGCAGCUGCUUCAAAUAGUCCUUAGCUAAGGUGGAUUGUACAGUAGAUGGGAGUGUUCAGUACUGGCCUUCUGAAAUAGACACAGAUCUUUCUUCUGAGGCUCAGUCCACUUAAUCAGAUUUGCCCCUUUCUUGCCUCCUUGAUUAAAGACAAAUGGUCCUUGUAUAUGGUGUGCAGUCCCAAGCUGGUAUAUGUGCCAGUCUUAUUACCUCAUUGUGUCUAUAGCCCUGUUUGCUGGUGACUGGAGUAAAAGGGCCUUGACACAUCUUCCUUCACUGUUGAUAUUUCACUAGAGUAGCUUGUAUUUCCCAUAAGUGCUAAAUGGCUGUAAGUGGAGAAUAUUUAAUCUACAAUAAUGAAAGCUUCACAGCUUCCAGAAUAAGUCACACUUUUCUUUGGUCUUUCAUUUCCAAGUUAUGUGAACAUAUUGGUGACCUUGUCACAUAGGUACUGAAUGAAAAUAUAUGGGUGACUGACUGAGAACCACUUAUCUUUGGAAUGAUGUCCACACUGUGUGCAACGGCAGUCAAAAAAGCAAAUGAGAUGUUAGGAAUAAUUAAAAAAGGAUGGAGAAUAUCUUAUUGCCCUUAUAUAAAUCCAUGGUAUGCCCACAUCUUGAAUACUGCAUACAGAUGUGGUCCCCUCAUCUCAAAAAAGCAUUAGAAAAGGUUCAGAAAAGGGCAACUAAAAUGAUUAGAGGUUUGGAAUGGGUCCUGUAUGAGGAGAGAUUAAAGAGGCUAGGACUUUUCAGCUUGGAAAAGAGGAGACUAAGGGGGGAUAUGAUAGAGGUAUAUAAAAUCAUGAGUGGUGUGGAGGAAGUGAAUAAGAGUUUAUUUACUUGUUCCCAUAACAUAAGAACUAGGGUCACCAAAUGAAAUUAAUGGGCAGUAGGUUUAAAACAAACAAAAGGAAGUUCUUCUUCAUUCAGCGCGCAGUCAACCGUGGAACUCCUUGCCUGAGGAGGUUGUGAAGGCUAGGACUAUAAUAAGGUUUAAAAGAGAACUGGAUAACCUCCAUGAAUUUAAGUCCAUUAAUGGCUAUUAGCCAGGAUGGGUAAGGAAUGGUGUCCCUAGCCUCUGUUUGUCAGAGGGUGGAGAUGGAUGGCAGGAGAGAGAUCACUUGUUAGAUUCACUCCCUCUAGGGCACCUGGCAUUGGCCACUGUUGGUAGACAGGAUACUGGGCUGGAUGGACCUUUGGUUUGACCCAGUAUGACCAUUCUUACGUUCUUAUGAGUGGUUUGCAGUCGUCACUAAUUGUUCAUAGUAAAGUCAGUAACUCAGCCUUUAGUCUUUUUAAGAUACUUUAAUCAAGUCUCUAGCAGAAAGCAUAUUCAGUUAGCAAGGAAAGGAUGCUGUAUAGCCAGUGGCUAUCAGCAGUUAUUUCCAUUCAGUGUAUGGCAUAUUAAGCCCCAGUCAGAUCAAAGGAAUAAUCUCCUCUCCUUGUCUUGCUCCUCGCUAAGCUACAGCUUCCUUGGUACCUCUGCCCACAAUACCUACUAGGCUUGUAUCCAGCCCUGGUACCUGUAGCUGAAGCAGUGCUGGGGAGACCUCCAUUCUAACUGCAGACACUGGGAACUGUCACUCCUGAGUCUGAGACGAAAAGUGAAUUCUGAAAUAGAUUCUAGUUUUGCAAGGAUGUUAGUAACCUAAAAAUGUUCACUUCAAGGAAAGUUCCUAACUUGUUUCCAUGGAGUGAUGCUUUUGUGUGUUUUCCUCUUAUAGUUUGUGACUAGAAAAAAAAACCCAAAAUCUAAAACCUCACCAGAGAAAAAAUUUGUAUAUUUGGCAAACAGUGUGUCUUCCUCCUGUGUGUGUUUUUUGUGACUGAAUGUGAAAUUAAUAACUGUUUUUUGUACAUUCAUCUGUAUUAUGAAUGUUACACACACCUGGGGGAGUUUACAUAGUAGUUUUUUAUGGCACAUUCAGCAAGGGAGAGUAUGGACAAACAUAGUUUUUUGUGCAGGUCCUACAUAAAAAGCAACUCUUGUACUUAAAUUUACAACAGUGGAGACUUAAAAUCUCCAGCAGAUUGUGAAUGUCAAAGGAAGCCAUAAAUUACCCACAACUUCUUCUUCCCUUCCCCAUUGCAAGAGUAUUGAGAGCAGUAGAAAUCCCGAUAGCGUGUAUUGCAUUUAGGUCAUGGAAUUAAACGCUUGGAGCCCAGAUCCUGUUUAAACUGAAGUCAUUGGCAAAAUUUCAUUGACUUAAAUGGUAGCAGUAGGUGGCCCUUGGUUUUCAGACUACCUGGAGGCCUGUGAUGUGGAUCCUUCUGAAGGGUUAUUUGUAGGGUUUUUUGCUACUUCUAGGGCAGACACUUCAGUAUUCAGGGCCUGUUGACUUCGUGGCAUUAUGUUAAGUCUCUUUGAAAUGUUAGAGCUGGGAUGAAAAUGCACAUUCAGACCUUGAGAGAGAGAGAAUUUAGAGGUCUGGUUUAGCUUUUUAUGUGGGAGUUGACAAGGAAUUGCUUAGGACUUGGUCUAUUCUAGAAACUAGAGAACUUCCUGACCAUAGCACACUGCCUCCUGUCGCACUGCCUAUGAACUGUGCACUUGCCUCCCUUUUUAAUUUUGUGUGUGUGUGUUUGUUUGAGAGAGAGAGCACGCGUGCGUCAUGAGGCAGCAUCAGUAGCCUCUAGUGGGUCAGUGUACAGAAACAAACUGUGGCUGGACUUGGGUAGGGAUAAGUUGGGAGCCAUGUUACAUGUCCAGUGGCUGUGCCUUGGUGGCUCUGGAGCAAGGAGCUCAUUAGAUAUCCUUGCAGGGUGGGGUUUUGGGAGGGAUCUCUAUUCUAGUUCACUUGCAUCCCAGUUGAAUUUUUUUCUUUUUCUCCUCUCCUUCCCCCAAAAGCCACUCCCUAAGGAUUUAUCAUGUGGUGCCUGGAAACAAGAGGGAGUGAAACCAGAGCCAUAGACUUUCAUUUACUUUCCUCAGACCCUUAAUUGCAAGGGUUUCCUCCCCCUCACUUCUCUACCUACCUUCCAAAUAGCACACCUGGAAGUUAGGCUGGUGAUCCCCUAUAGUCUGUCAUAGUUUCAGAGUAACUGCACUUGUAACCACACACCCCACUGUGGUCCACUCUAGGAGUGCCCAAUGAGGUCUCCAGCUGUCACCUGUCUCUGGGCAAGGACCCUUGUCCCACUCCCUUUUCACUGGGGAGUUUUAAAGCUGCACAUAUCCUUGCCUUACACUGAUAUCCCCAGCAAGGCAGUCUACCUAACAGCCAGUGGCUGCGUGUGUUGCUUUCUCUCUGAGGGCUCUGAACAGUGUAUUGCCAGCAGUUACAAGUUACCACACAGCUCUUUCUAAGCAAGCACCUUUAUUAAGGUAAAAGCAUUACAGAGAACCUAUAAAAACAAUAAAUUCUUAUACACAUGCUAAAAGCUUAUCGGAGGUUACCCUGAUCAGUCAAAGGGGGUGCUAUUAGGCCAAAGUCUUUCCAAACUUCUGCAAGGAUUGGGGCUUCCCUCAGAUAUAAGAUCCUAUCUGUUUGCAGGAUCAGAAAGGGGGCCUGAGUCAGUUUAAACCUAGUUUGUUUUAUAUCAAAAGCCCUUUGUCUGUUCGUCUCCUAGUUUGAACCAGUAAGUGUGCAAGCCUCCCCGGGGGUGGUAUCUUUCUACAGGUGUUUUCAACCUAAGUGAUUCAUCUUAAUCACCCCCACUAUUUUUGGUUCCUCAAGGGGCUGUGAUGAUCCUCCCACCUGAAGUUUCAUACAGUCCCUGGCCCACAGUGAUACAUAAACUUAAAACAAUAUGGUCCCCAAAGAUAUUGCAUGUAGUUGCAAUAUCUGUCAGUCUGUUCCUGGCAAAUUAAAACUGCCUUUUUUGAUUGCUUUAACUGAUACCCUCUCACCAAGGAGGUGAGGAUUACAACUGAAAGCCUGAGCUCUCUGGAACCACAGGGCCUUUGCCUUCAGUGUCUUUGCUACUACUGUGCAUGCAUAGUGGGAUGCCUAAGUGCUAUUUUUUCUUGAGGGAGUUGUAGAUGUGUGGAUGCCAAGGCAGUUACAAUGAGGAGGACUUGUGACAAUGCUAACCGAACACACAAAUAGCAGAUCUUGUGGCCACGCUCUAGUGGAGUGUGUGAAUCCAGAGUUGGAGUUAAUAUCUGCUGUGUACUAUGGAACUAGAUGAAGGAUCAAAGCUGCAAAAAUCUCUAAAUUUUAGAUGACUUGUUCUCCUUUCCCAUAUUUGUUAGAACCAUGGCUACAUGCUAUAAUGGGCAGUGCAUUGCUAGGCAUAUCCAUAUUAAGAGGGCAUGCAGAUCAAAUAGGGACAGUCAUUGAAAUUGUACCAUGGUAAAUUCAGAAUUCGCCUCCUUGACAAGAAUUUAGCAAGAUUCAAAGAGAGAUGGGACACUUAUGGAUUACAAGAAUGUCCAGGGUUAUUGCCGUAAAUACUAAAUUAAAAUGAAGUUCUAGAAGAGUUCAAACACCACACGCUUCAGGGCUCAAAUCAAUCUGUUACUAUCAGGAGUUGGGAGGAGACUGCCUGAAGGGACAGACUAUCCCCUUGUUUGCCUACUAUGGAGUUUCUUGCACCUUCCUCUGAAGUAUCUGGUGUGGGCUGCUGCUGGAAACAGGAUUCCAUGUGACAAGGUCUGAUCCAGUAUGACAAUUCCAUAUAUUCCGGUCUCCUAUUUACCUGUGACUCCUGGAAGUAUCAUCUGAAGAAAUGUGUACUCCUCUCCUGUCUGACAGUUUAAGACUCUGUAAUUCAUAUGGAAUAAGAAUCUGAUUUGUGAUUGGCUAGAAUGGAUGAUGGGUAAAAAUGAGACUCAUAGCUGGCAUCUAACAUCUCAGUCUAUCAUGCCAGCAGCUAUAGAGGCAUCGCCAAGUGACCACUUUGAAUUUUAGUUACUUUUGAAAACUUUCAAUGGUUGAAGGCAGCCUUCCAGAGGCCUCUAAGGUACCCUCAUGAUAGCAGUCUACAAGAUGGAAAGGCCAGUCCCCACCUCUUUGCAACAUGCCCCUCAGUAGCCUUUCAAUGGGGAAUGUCUUGUAUCUGGACACACCUUAAAGGUUUGUUUUUUCUUGAUCUGUGGUCUUUUUGUCAGUCCUCAUCUGUGUGAUGUGAAAUGUUUUUUUUAAUGUACUGUAGUUUCAGACUGGGUCAAGUUUUUGUAACCAAACUGCUGCUCUUUGCCUUUCCAAGGGAUUGUUUUUAAACAUUAAAAGAAUACUUUACCAAAAUGUGGCACUGAAUGUUUUGCUCUAUGGCCCAAAGAAAAGUCUAUAUUUCUAGUGUGCUUGCAUUUCCUUCUAGAGCUGGGCUACCGUGUUUAUAUUCAGUAUGGUGUGGCUGUUUUGUGACAUGUAUUAUUUGAGUUCCAAACUCUUUAAAUAAACUUCACUAUGCAA
This is a messenger RNA of Dermochelys coriacea (leatherback sea turtle), 8554 nucleotides long. RefSeq names its product transmembrane p24 trafficking protein family member 8 (gene TMED8). The transcript is spliced from 6 exons. The record is from RefSeq and is a predicted model, not a curated record. Lineage: Eukaryota; Metazoa; Chordata; Testudines; Dermochelyidae. The coding region runs from base 8 to 1018 and encodes 336 amino acids.